This is a messenger RNA of Phasianus colchicus (ring-necked pheasant), 4932 nucleotides long. RefSeq names its product centrosomal protein 85L (gene CEP85L). Gene Ontology annotation, cellular component: centrosome. The record is from RefSeq and is a predicted model, not a curated record. Lineage: Eukaryota; Metazoa; Chordata; Aves; Galliformes; Phasianidae.
CUUUAGAUUUAUGAGCAUCAGAGUGGUCCUGUAAGCAUUCUUUGGAACAGUUUGUGUAGUGAUGUCUUGUGAGGAACAAGGAUAUAAAGUACUGAAAUCUUAGUAGCCCUCACACAAGCCAAAGCCUUUUCUGAGAUGCUCUUAAAAGUGUGUCAAUAAAGUGUCCAUAAAGGUUAGUGAUAGGAGGAAUGUAUACCGAGGUGAAAUGCACAGGGGACAAGCAUUUGUAAGGCAAAGAUCUCAGUAAAAGCUGUAAGUAAUAAGCAGAUGUAAUUACCUGCCUCAUAUGCUCUUCCCCUUUUUAAAUCCCUUUAAUAGCAAACGUUUAGUUUUGUCCAUUACCACAUACAUUCAUAGCUGCUUCCUGGUUAUGAGUCCAGUAAACGUAUUUUUCAAAGACUGAUGUAUUUCCGCUCUCAUUUCCUCCUGUGCACAUUUGUAUGUCACACAAAUACCAUAUAGCUGUAUUCUGGUGAAUCUUUAGAGAUAAAAGAAAUAGGAGUUUUCCAAGGGAAAGGAUGAAGUAAAUGGCUCAGAGAACUGGUGUCUAAAGUUUGAAAUGACAAUAAAAAUUAAAAACUGAAGCUAGGGGAUGCGAAGACUUUUCAGAAAAUGAAAAAACUGAACCUCAAUCUCUGAGUGCAGCUUUCAAGAACUAAUGAUUUCCUUCCCCCAGUCCUCCCAGCACAUCUGUACAUCUUUUCCUCAAAAUAACAAAUUAUGAUGACUACAGUGCUGAGGGAGAGCCAAAGGACUUGCUAAUAUAUAUUUGGUAUACCAGUGGUGGCUAUGUCAUAGAGAAAAAAUGCAUGGGAUUUUUUUCCACAUUUUUAAUAGCAAUAAACAACAGAGAUCAGGACACUUCCUAAGAAUUUACUGACUGUUUUGAGUUAAUAUCCUUCAUCUUACUUAUAAACUAGCAUUUGCUCCUAUUCCACUAUUAAUCUGCAGGGAAUGUCCUGCAGCUUGACACCAUUUCCUACAUAACAGCAAUGCAAAUCAGUAGAAAUGAUGUUCAAAGAGCAGAUAGAAACACUGCCCUACACAUUAAAUGCGUGCUACAUACAAGAAUAAGUCUGCACAGGACCAGACUAGUUCUUGUGGGAUGCAACGCUCCUCUUCCUUUGUUGUUCAGGGAAACUGAUUGACCAGUUCUACCUCUCUUCCAUGCAGUAGCCUCAAUGCCCACAGCCAAACUGGAGGAGGUAGUGUUACCUGAUACAGCAGUGCCUCAAGAUGUUGUGGCAUAGACAUGGGGCCUUCUGUGUCACUGUUUUGUCCCUUCUAAUAUCCAGCCUUAAAAUGUAUUAGAUCUUCCUUGAUGAGCCUCUGAAUGAAAUUGUGUUUCCUUUCUGAGAAAUUAAAGGCAGAGAAUAAGUGCAGUGUAAGAACUGUCUCAGGGAAAGCACAAUGGAAUUUGCCGAAGCAGAACCAUGGAAACUUUAUAAAUAAAGGCAGAAUUGUUUAUAAAUAUUUUCCUUUUUUGAGUGUGGGUGUGUGAAGCUGCAUUAUUUGAAUGCACUUUUCUCUCACCACGUGUUUUUACCCUCACUGCUGCAUGAGGUUCCUACGGAAACAGGCAGCAGUGAUACCAUCACCAUGUGCCCACCGGCUGUCCCUGCAGGGAGCGCAGUGCUGCUGAGGCACCCGUCAGAACCUAGGAUAAACCUGCAGCAGAAGCUGAGCUGUGAGCUGAGCUCUGCCUUGCAGCCAAGCUGGGGAACUCUGGCAGCCCUCUGCUAACGUGACUUCACUCCCAGCAACCAAACCAGGCCUCUUGCUGCUGCCAGCCACUUUGUAGUUACCCUCCUGUUGCUCAAGUGGUUGCAAUUGGAACUUUCAGCACGUAAUUCAAAGCUUGUGUGACAUGGAGGGUGUUACAGUUUCACAUAAUAGCAUUUAUUCUUACUUAAAUUUACUAUACAAAGCAUUACAGGCAGUUAUGCAAAAAACAGCCUUAAAAGAGCUUUGCUUUCAGUCUGGGAGGUGGCUUUAUUCCUGUGGUGUCUUCCAUUCUUUACAAGCACAGCUUUGGUUUUCAUAUGAACUGCAUCACACCUUGGAAUUACGCAGUCCACUCUCAGUGACUCAGCUUCCCAAAGUGCUGGGGACAAAGCUGAGCCCUGGAGAGUGCAGGAGAAGAGCAGGGUGCACAGGGCUGUGCAGGUGUGCAGGGCCAAGCAACGCAGCAUGGCAUGGCUCGGCACGGCAUGGCACAGCAUAGAAUGGCACAGUAUGACCUGGCAUGGUGUGGCGCGCACAGCACAGUGGAGCAGAACAUCAGCACAGAGGUCACAUAGCAACAGGAAGCUGCAGCAAAGGGAAUUCUCCUCGGAGCAAUCACACAAACAACACUGGCAGCGUGAAGGUGAGCCAGAGGGUAAAGGCACGAUCCUCGAAGUGGUCGUAAAGGUAGAAAGAGGAGGAAGCUGAAAGGAAACUGUUAUUAUCUGGAGUAGGAAAGAACAUGGGGAAGCAGUGCAGGCUCAUGAGAGAAAGUGGGCAGGAAAACAAUAAGCAGGAUUAGUCUCCAGACAACACAAACUAUGUGCCCAAUGACAAGAAUGCUGGUAGGCUCAGACUAUUCCUCUGUGGGAUGGUUACCUGGUACUGAUUCCCUGUGGCAGUCUGCAACCAUUGCGUCAAGCAGUCAAAGCAAUCCUGUCAGAAGACACAGUAUAGCUUCCGACAGCGGGGACACUGGGAUUGGUACCUCCUGUUCUGAUAGUGUGGAAGAUCAUUCAACUUCAAGUGGUACAUCCUCAUUUAAGCCCAGCCGAUCACUGGUUUCUAUUCCCACUGCCCAUGUGAUGCCGUCUAAUGCCAGCUCUUCACUUUCCAAACACAGGGAAGCUUUCAAGUCUGAUGGCUCUAAAUGGAGUACAAGCUUUGUACGGUCAGGAGGAGGCAGAAAUCCAGAUGCCCUAGACAAUUCUCUUGAUAUGAAAGCUGCAAGACCUGUAAGAAAAUGGUCCUCCCUGUCUAAGCUCAGCUCACCAAACACCUUCAGCCAGGAUGGCAGUAGUCAUUCAGCAGACUCCAGAGCUGGUACAGACAAAGCUGUGUCACCACCGUUAAGGACAAAUGGACCGAACUGUUUGCAUGACAGCAUGGAGUUGCUAAAAAUUGAGGACAAGGAAAUAGGGAAAAAACGGUCUUCUCUACUGGACUGCAAAUACAAAUUUGAAACGUGCAACAAAGAUGAUUUUGUUUCAGAUUCCUCGAGUAGGAGACAUGCCUUAGACUUGAACUACAGUGCCUUACCCGAAAGCAAACCUGUGGCAGCCAGUUGUGAAGCUUUUGGACAGAGAUAUGCAACCUUGGGACAACAGGCUGUGAGUGGAGCUCCCAUACAGCCAGCAGUGAGGACUCAGAUGUGGCUUAAAGAGCAGUUACGGGCAAAUCCCCUGGACUGCAGGACUGCAGAAGAGCCCUAUGGUGUAGCUGCAUGGCACGUACAGCAGCUUGAAGACUUCAGGCCAGGAAGUGAAGAUCCUGUGCAGGUUCCGACUGGAACAUCUCGUCAGAGUUACCCAGCUACCACAUAUCAGGACUUCAGCAACUGGGAAUCUCUAAUGAAAAUUAAAGAGGGGCUGCUAAGACAGAAAGAGAUUGUGAUCGAUCGGCAAAAGCAGCAGAUUAACAAUUUACAUCAGAAAAUAAGAGAGAAUGAAUUACGAGCUCAACAUGCAAGACUGAGCCAUCUUGUGAACUGCGAAGAACCAUACAUGACUAAUUUGCAGCAACCACAGUAUGAGAGUGCAUCACUGCAACCUCACGUUUCAGAAAGAUCAGCACCCCACCUUGAGGAGCUUGAGCGAAAGAUUGCAGUGGCUGAGAAUAAGGAGUUACAACUCAGUGAAUUUCUAAAGCAGAUUUCAAACAAAUCUAGCGAGGAGAAAAAGAAGAUGGAAGAAAAACUUAAAACUAGAGACCGCUAUAUUAAUAGCCUGAAAAAGAAAUGCCAGAAAGAGUCAGAGCAAAACAAAGAAAAGCAGAGACGAAUUGAAACCUUAGAAAAAUACCUGGCUGACCUACCAACACUGGAUGAUAUAGAAGGUCAGACUAAACAGCUGCAAAUUCUAGAGGAGAAGAACAAGCAACUUCAAGAAACUAUGACUGAGUUGGAGAAGAAACUUGGAGAGGCUCGAUCUCAGUGUAGAGAGAGAGAAAUGCAACUGGUGUGUCAGAAGAAAAAAGAAAAAGAGCUGGUUACAACAGUGCAGAGCUUGCAGCAGAAAGUAGAAAAAUGCCUGGAAGAUGGUAUUCGCCUUCCUAUGUUGGACACAAAGCAGCUUCAGAGUGAGAAUGAAUGUCUCAAAGAAAAGAAUGAGAAAGCCAGUAAGGUCAUAGACAAUCAACAAAAACAGAUAGAGGGACUGAUUUUAGACAUGCAGUCUGUGCAAGAGAAGCUUUUGCAAGAAAAGAGGACAGUUCUGAAGAUGACAAAUGAGCUUGAAGAAAAAGAAAGAAAUAUAGAACAGUUGAAUAAAACCCUCUCUGAAAACCAAAGACUGACAGAAGAAAAUGCUUCUCUGAAGGAGCAGAUACGGCAAGUGGAACAGUCCCGGCAGCCAGUGUCUGAAAAAAUGCCUGUAGCAGACCAGUUGUUCAAGGAAAUGUCCCAUUGCUUGUUUGAGUUGAAAGCUUUGUGCAGUAUUCUUACCCAGAGAGCUCAGGGCAAGGAGCCUAACCUUUCCUUACUGCUGGGAAUCAGAUCACUGAACUGCUCAGCUGAAGAGAAUGAAAAUUAUCACAGCACAGAGACUCUCUCAAAGAAGCUCUCAGACGUUUGUCAGUUACGAAAGGAUAUUGAUGAAUUAAGGACGAUAAUAUCAGACCGUUAUGCUCAGGACAUGGGGGACAAUUGCAUCACUCAAUGACAACAUUUCAUCCAGUAGCAAAUGACUUAUUAAAUGCUGCUGUGUCACA